Messenger RNA from Symbiodinium sp. CCMP2592, 2247 nucleotides. The record is from the annotation of a GenBank genome assembly. NCBI's taxonomy places the organism in Eukaryota, Dinophyceae, Suessiales, Symbiodiniaceae.
AUGCAGGCUUUGACAGGAAUUCACGCUGUGACAGAGACCAAAGCUGAUCGCAUGACGCAAAUCCGAAUGGAUCAGGAGCUAAAUGCGCUCAACGAGAUGAAUGGCCCAGGCAAGGCGGUGCAAGUUUUGUGGGGCAAGCCAGUUGGCGAGACACGAAGCCGCGCUACACGCCUCACAGGCGGGGGUCCCAAAGUCGACGAGUGGAGAAACAAGUGCAGGCUUGAAACUUACAAGAUCACACUCCAGUCUGGCAAGCGUACUUCCAAUGAUCUUGGCCUCGUCUUUUUGCAUGUUUUCGUUGUGUAUGGAGUUUAUGGUGAUGCUGCAGCCACGAACUCCAUUCUGGAAGCGGUAGCGGAAUGGACCCAAACUCUUGGGGACCAGAUGCCCACUUUUAUUGUUGGCGAUUUCAAUGCUGAGACGAGCGAGCGCAUUGAUAUGAUAUGGAUGAAUGAGGUCGCGCUGCUGUCCUUUGCGGAUUUUGCAACCACCUGGGACUUUGCCACGCACCAGCUUCCCAUGCUGAACUUUCUUUUCGUGAGGACGUGUGGCUGCAGCACAAAGAUUCGCUUCGCAGAUCAAAUUCGAGUUCGCAAAAAGCCGAGCACUUGGACGCUUUGGUCUGAGCGCUGUGAGCGACACUUGGUCCGCGCUGCUGGAGUCUCUUGGCAUGAUCGUUUUCGUCAGCGGGGCCGGCUGCAGAAGGUCUUGCCGACUUUUGCUACGCCUCAGGUCCGUCGACAUGAUCUGGAGCACUUUAUGGUGCCACGCCAUGAUGCCACACUCCAUCGUCUGGAGCAUGCAAGGAGGCGGAUACGUGCUUUGGGCAAAAUGCCGCAUCCCGGACCGCAAAAACAUGCGACCUGGGAGGCGGCUCGACGCGAUUUGCAACGGCUUCAGAAGCGCAUGGGUGACCAUCUGUUUCUUGAAACCCGGUUGCCGACUGUUGAGACUUUGAGCUUUUAUGCGCAGUGGCUCGACAAGCAGGCUGCUCUUUUGCAUUCGAGGGCACAUGCGCAGGCCACGCGCCGGGCCCGUGACCGGCGACGGCAGUACGCCACGCGAUAUGUCACCAAGUCGUUUCAAGAGCGAGCUACACAUGUGAAUGGCUCCUGUGACACGCUUCAUGUUGAUCAACAGGUGCGGCAAUUCUGGACAGAUGUAUGGACGCCUACUACAGAAUGCAAUAUGGGUUUGCAGACAGCUCUGCUUUCAUUGCCUUUGCCACGCUUUGAAGUGGAGCUCCCGCCGCUGCAGCCUUCAGAUUUGCGUCGUUAUCUGUCUAAGGCAAAAGGUGUCGCUGGCCCUUGUGGCUGGCGCCACACUGAGCUGCGUAAGUUACCGGACAGUCUUUUACAGCAGUUGAUUGACAUUUUCAUGUUGAUGGAGCAGCAUGGGACCACUUUGAGCGUUAACUGCCAAGGGGAUAUCUCUUUGAUUCCGAAGAAGGCCAAUUGCUUUGAAGUGGAUACUUUGCGUCCUAUCACUGUGUUGAGUUAUUUGCACAGAAUGUAUGCAGGUGCCCGGCUGCGUGCGGGGCUGCUACAAUGGCAAGAGGCUGUGCUUGGUGAGCUUCCACUGCGCGCCAAUCGCCCAAGUCAGCGUACUCAUGAUCUGACGCUCACUGCGAGUGUGACGAUGGAACACAUGAGACAUCAACAGCAAUCCAUUUCAGCGGUUUCCUACGACCUUAGCAAAGCUUUUAAUUCCAUGCCUUUUCAUGCAGACAACAUCAAUGGCUUUGGCUGGAUGGUUUUGAAGCGUCUGGGCUUUGACCCGCGAGUUACUGCGGUAAUGUUUGAUCAGUACCGGCGCUUACAGCGAAGAUUCAAGACAUUGCAACAUCUUGGACGGCCUGUUGCGGCUACUGGCUUGCGUGGCAUUGUCCAGGGCUGUGCCAUCAGCAUGAUCUUUUGUAACUGCAUCACGACAGUUUGGGAAGUUCUUCAGCGUUCUGGCCUCCGACUUCCUCGUGCGUUGCAGUUGCAGGUUGCCUCGCAUCCGUCGUGGCCUUGCGAUCAGACUUUCGCGCAUGAUGACGUGGAGCUUGGCCUGCCCGACACGACCACUCUACAGGGCGGGUAUGCGGAUGAUCUGCAUGUGAUUUCUGGCUCAGCUCCGAUCUUCAGACGUGCACAUGUGCUUACUGUUCUGUGGGCCAUCGUAUGUGAUGUACGGCUCAAUGUGCGCAAGACGGUCGUGUUCGGUGCCAUCGUGCAAUCUUGGAUCUUGGAUCCGCCAUAUUGA